GGCAAGCUCAGUAAGGCUGAAGCUGUUCCACAAACAGUAGGUAAUGAGUCUUUGUGCAGACUGGAGCUCUUGAAGGGGAACAAUAAAGCAUAUGUUACCAGCAAUAAAACACUGUGCUGGGGAUAUCUUCUUUAAUAAAAAAAAUUGUUCGGAUGCAGAAGAGGAGAAAUAACAACGACCAGGCACUGCUAGAAAAGCAAAACAGACGUUAACCUGAAAUGGAUUUAUAAAUAGGAUUUCUUUAUAUCAAGAGUACAUGGACUGGGAAACAGCAGACUGAGCAGGUACAUGUAACAGUGCUGCAGCUAUGAGCGGGAUUCUAAAAAGAAAAUUUGAAGAAGUCGAUGGUUCUUCAGCAUGCUCUUCGGCACAGGAAUCAGAGGAUGACAUAUCCAGCAGUGAAAGUGCAGACAGCAGUGACAGUGUGAAUCCAUCUAGUACAAGUCACUUCACACCAUCAUCAAUACUGAAAAGAGAGAAACGUCUGAGAGCCAAAAAUGUUCGUUUCAACUGUGUCACAGUGUACUAUUUCACUAGACGACAAGGAUUCACAAGUGUGCCCAGCCAAGGAGGAAGUACACUGGGUAUGUCUAGCCGCCACAACAGUAUUCGCCAAUAUACCCUCGGAGAGUUUGCCCUGGAACAAGACCGGUUACACAAGGAGAUGCUAAGAGAUCAUCUCAGAGAAGAGAAACUCAACUCCUUAAAACAGAAGAUAACCAAAAAUGGCACUGUGGAAUCUGAAGAAGCCAACAUCCUUACACUGGAUGAUAUUUCAGAUGAUGACAUUGAUUUAGACAACACCGAGGUAGAUGAAUAUUUCUUUCUUCAACCUCUGCCAACCAAGAAGCGGAGAGCAUUGCUUCGAGCAUCGGGGGUGAAAAAGAUUGAUGUGGAAGAGAAACAUGAGCUUAGAGCCAUCCGUCUAUCCAGAGAAGAUUGUGGCUGUGAUUGCAGAAUAUUUUGUGAUCCAGAAACUUGUACUUGUAGUCUUGCAGGCAUAAAAUGUCAGGUGGAUCGUAUGUCUUUUCCUUGUGGAUGUACCAAGGAAGGAUGCAGUAAUACAGCGGGACGCAUUGAAUUUAAUCCUAUCCGUGUAAGGACACACUUUUUGCACACAAUCAUGAAGCUUGAAUUGGAGAAGAAUAGAGAACAGCAGGCAGCUGCGGCAGCUGACGCAGGCAAUGGUUGCCAUGGAGAUGUCAGCUCUCUUGCUAGUUCCCUGGAUGAAAGAGGCAGCCACUCUGUGGAAUAUUCUAUGGCAGAUAAUUUUGAAAUAGAAUCAGACCCUCAAUCAACUAUGAUGCACUUUCAGACUUCAGACCACCUGGACUGCAGCGGUGAAGAUGAAGAUGACGGAAGCAGCUAUUGUAGCGGCGUUACAGAUUCCAGCACACAAAGUCUAGCUCCAAGUGAGACGGACGAUGAUGAGGAUGAUGAUGAUGAUGACGAAGAGGAGAAAUCUGAUGACUUUGGUGAUGUUAUAGCUGCCCAUGAAGACAGUAUUCCUUUGCCAUCUGUCCUGUGCUAUCCAGAUAACAACACAAUGCAUGAAAAUCACUUAAAAAAUCAUUCGUAUUACGCCAACAACUCUACGCUGUAUUAUCAAAUAGAGAACCACAAUUCUGGUCCAACAAAUCAGAUCAUGGAGGCUUAUCCAGAAAGGGAUUUGGUAAAAAAUGUUUCUCCUAAUUUGGUGCCUUACAGUAUGAGAGCUGACCAGUUUGUUGACUACACAAGACAACCCGACAAUGUCUACAAUACUUCGCAUUACCCUGCGGCAAACCCAUCAGUGAUAGUAUGUCACGCAACUUCUGAUAAUGAGAAUGGUAAUCCACGAAGCGCGUUGUACACUGAACAUAGAUCAAGUCUUUCUCAAGUUGGGUAUCACUCCUAUUUAAAAAAUUCCCCUACUGAUGGAUUUGUUGCAAACCUAAAUGGAAAUCAUGUACCGGAACUUCUUACUGAAAAUGCCAUAGCACUCCCAGAAACAAGUAAACUUCUUGAAGACUGCAUCAAGUCUCCGGUAGUGGAGACUGUACCUGUUUAAUGUUUAAAGAGAACUCUAAUUUACAAUCUCUUUUACUUUUUAACUUAUACCGAUUUUAGUACAAUUCAGCAAUUUUUAACCAUCAACAAUGGAAAGAAAAAAUUCUCUUCUUGAGUUAUUUGGUAAAACUUUGCAUUUUUUUGUGACAUGACCAUGGCAACGCACAACAAAACUGUUUAUCGUAAAAUGUGAAAAAAAAAAAAAAAUUAUUUAAAUACAUUGUUUUAUUAGGAAAUAUUGAUUUAAAUAUAUGUUAACCUUUAUAUCUAUUACAAAGUAGCCAUGUCAAACUAUGUGAAAUUGGCCAAAUUGGUAAAAUCAUAUCUUUGUUGAUUGCAUUAACAGGGUCUGUGCAACACUGAAUUUAAAUUUGGCCUUUUUUUAAUGUCAGGCUUGAUACACAAUCACAGAAGGUACAUUUUGAAAUCCUAGCGAUAAUGAGGAUAACAAAAACUUAACGUGAAUUUGUGAUAAGAAAAAAUACCUGUUCUUUAUGUGAUUUAUUUAUGGAAGUUAAGUGUAUAUUGUUCUGUGUUUGUUUUUUUUUAUACAAAUGGACAGCAUGUUUAUAAACAAAGAAAAGAGGAUCAAGAGAUAGUCAGAGCAUGACCACAAAAAUAAAUAACGUUAAAUGUGGGGUAUGAUAAAGACAUAUCUUUAAAUGCAUUCAUUAAAAUGCCUUAGAUAAUUGAGGCAUGGAAUAAAAAAUAAAUAAAAUUGGAUUGAAAUAAAUUAUACUUGCUCCUAUUAGAGCAUCUAAUUGUAAUCUUUAGUAAAAAAACAAAUAGUGAUUUCUUGUUAAUCCUUUUGAGACAAUAGAGAUUUUAUACAAGUUGUAUCGUACGCCUUCUUUUUUUUCGAAGUCGAAGGAUCAAGAAUAAGAGUAACCAAAAUCUGCUUGAAUUCUACUGAUUUACCAGUUCUUUGGGUAACUGUAUUAGCUGCUUACAACCACAGAAAGGCUGCUGCGUCUGGCUGCUAUGGACUAUAAGUCACGUUAUGAUCUGACUCCUGGAAUAUUAUGAAAAACAGGCAGUCAUAUAGGAUCAUUGGUCAGUCAGUGCCAUGAGAAUCUCUUACUUCCUCUACCUAGGAAAGAGGCAAUCUCAGGCACAGGAACCGUCCUGCAACAGUGACAUGGGGUGAUUAGGACAGAGAGGGGGAAAUGAUAACUUGUUUUAAAAAAAUGAGGAUUUUUAAUCUCACAUUAUAGUACUGUAUAUACGGAUAUGAAUCAUUACAGCACAAUACUCUAAUGAUGUAGGAUAUAGCAGAGUAAUCUCAUUGUGUAAGUUAAGAUGUAGCUAUGGUUAGGGGUUGGCCUAGAAUUAUGGGAUUUACAACUAACAACAUCUUGAAGGCAUUUACUCCUAUCUCUAUACCCCUUUAACAUAAAGUCACCAACAAUAAAUACAUCCUAACACUAACACUAAGCCCCCUGAUGUUAAAGACCAACUAACCAUAAACAAUCCCCGAGCCUACCCUUAUCCUAAUCCCCUCCUUAAUAGAUUACAUCAAGCAUCAUAAAUUUUACAGCCUGCUGUAGUUAUUAUAAAGCCAAGAGAACCCUGGCCUGGUUGAAAAGAAGGGGAGCGGUCAAGGAUAGGGGUUUAGUGUAACACCCUCGUCCCGUACCUAACCCACAAAAAAAGUCACCUGGACUGGAAAAGUAGGGGAUAUCCCUAGGGAAUACAAUAAAUAGUAGAGAACUAAAGAUGUCACUUGAAGAGAAAGUGACCACAAGGUUAAAUUUCCAAUCCACUCCAAUAAGAUCCUAAAGGAGAAAACAUGAAUAAAUAACAAAAUAACUUUAUUAGAAACUCUAAAAAGUACUAGGACAAAUUAAACAGUGUAGCCUGAUAUGGAGGGAACAGCCCUGAGUGAGAUGCUCAAUAAUAAGCAUACCACACUAGUUCCAAACGGGUAUGGAUUGGCAGUACGAGAACUAACUGAAGAGGUAGCAAUCUUCCCCUUUAUGUGUUU
Pelobates fuscus (common spadefoot toad) is the source of this 4033-nucleotide messenger RNA. RefSeq names its product cysteine and serine rich nuclear protein 3 (gene CSRNP3). The coding region runs from base 308 to 2050 and encodes 580 amino acids. The transcript has 5 exons. Gene Ontology annotation, biological process: regulation of transcription by RNA polymerase II. Gene Ontology annotation, cellular component: nucleus. The record is from RefSeq and is a predicted model, not a curated record. Lineage: Eukaryota; Metazoa; Chordata; Amphibia; Anura; Pelobatidae. Gene Ontology annotation, molecular function: DNA-binding transcription factor activity, RNA polymerase II-specific; sequence-specific DNA binding.